Dichomitus squalens LYAD-421 SS1 is the source of this 495-nucleotide messenger RNA. RefSeq lists its product as uncharacterized. The transcript has a single exon. Lineage: Eukaryota; Fungi; Basidiomycota; Agaricomycetes; Polyporales; Polyporaceae. The record is from RefSeq and is a predicted model, not a curated record. The annotation marks the transcript as partial.
AAGCGUGUCGUUCUCCACCCUCCUAGUGCACAACGACAGGAGGGCGCGGGUACACAGCAAGCUACCCCCAACAUUCCCAGCACUCAAGGGGCUGUCAAGCCCACCGAGGCUGAACCAGCUAGCGGACCUUCUCCGCCUAUGACCGAGCCCAGUACCCCAGCAGAGCAUCCUGAACGUUCCGAAGCCCAGCUCCUGGACCACAUAGCAAGCUCUCGGGAUGGUAUCCACCUGGAGGGCGCGCUGCGAGGCAGGUACUCAGAAGACGCGUUUUUCGCGCCGGUUGUCAAGAACCCGCACCAGUACAAGAAUUUUCGUAUUUCUGACGGCCUAGUCUUCCUCAGGGAGCGAGGACGUGAGCUUCUGUGUGUCCCACACAUCAUAGUCAACGGGCGCAGUGCUAGGGAGAUUGUUAUCUCUCAUGCCCAUUCUUUGUUAGCGCACCUGGGACCUCGAAAGACAGCUGAUCUUCUACGUGACCACGUCUGGUGGAAAACC